AUGUCGUCUUAUUUCAGCAUGAACUGGAUUCUUCUGAUUUUGUUUACAGACCCCACAGUAUCACAAUCACUUGUGAAAGGAGAGGUUGGUCAGAAUGUCACUGUGCCCUGCUUUUACAAUGUUAAGACGACACAAGACAUCACAUCAAUGUGCUGGGGUCGUGGCAGCUGCCCUGUUUCAAAAUGUUAUCAGGCCAUUAUCUGGACAGAUGGAUGGAAGGUGACAGAGCAGUACAACAGCAGGUAUAUAUUGAAAGGGAACCUGCUGAUGGGCGACGUGUCCCUCACGAUUGUGAACGCCAAGGAAGCAGACAGUGGGAUAUACUGCUGCCGCGUGGAGAUCUCGGGGUGGUUCAAUGAUCAGACAAGUAAUCACAAUGUUGUGAUAGAGAAAGCUAGGACCUCUACUGCAAGUCCUCACACUUACACCUCUGAACAGACCUCAGCUCAUGGGAGCACCAGUGAGUCAGCCUUCACCAUCACAAGAACGUGGCCAUCAGUUUCUGCUUCGGAAGCUCCUCAGACUGCCUCCAGUCCCUGCUCAAGCACCUCAGACUGCUUGGAUGUAACCACAAACCUGCAGAACAUGUCUGUGUCACUUCACAGUCAUCAGUAUUCAGAAAAUGGACUAUACAUUGGGAUUGGUUUAUGUGCGGUACUUCUAGCCAUCCUCAUUUUGGCUCUGUUCCUUACUAGACCUAAAAUGUCCCAUUUUGUGCUGUUUCACUGGAUUAUGAUACAGAUCUUUGUAGAGCACACCGCAUCCGAAGCUGUUGUUAGAGGAGUAAUAGGGCAACCUGUUCAGUUGCCUUGCUUUUACCAGGUGGCACGACAGAAGGACAUCUCCGAUAUGUGCUGGGGCAGAGGCCCGUGCCCAAAUUCAAAGUGCAGUAACAAAAUUUUGCACACCACUGGGAAUAGGGUGACGUUCAGAAAAUCUCAGAGAUACAAUCUCCAGGGCUAUAUUUCCUAUGGAGAUGUGUCUCUCACGAUUGGGAAAGUGAAGGCAGAAGAUGCAGGUACAUACUGCUGCCGCAUAGAGAUCCCGGGUUGGUUCAACGACAUCAAACAGAACAUGCGACUGGAGGUGGUCAGAGCCCUUCCAGUGAUGACAACCACCACGAGAAAGGCUCCUGUUUCCCCUAAGCACUUUAGAAAAACAACUUUUGAUCCCCAAGCAACCUCUGAUCAUCAAACAACAGCAGAGAUUGCUGUCCUCCUGACAACCACCAUCCCCUCAGCAACAACUGCAACCACCGAGCCUCCAGCCGUAAUUACAGUGGAAACCAUUGUUCCUCCAACUUUUGCUGUGACAGCAAAUGAUAUUUUUCCAGAAACUAUGGUGACAACCAGUGCUCUCCCAGACUUUUCAACUGAUUUCCAAGCAACUGACCUGAGGACGGAAGAUGACGAUGUGUUCUGCCCAGAAGAGUCUGUCCCCCUUCCUGGAGUGACUACCGAAUUCCCAAGUACACUUCCAACUGCAGAGGGAACUAAAAGUGCUGACACUUCUGUUGUGGUGGAAGAUGUGCCAACUGCAGGGAUUUCAUCAAGUUCAGAUGACAAGCAGAAACAUGAUGAGAAACAUGAUGAUAAUGGAGAUGAGUUUCCCAGCUAUGCCAUUCUCAUUGCCUGUCUGACAGCAGUGUCCAUUUUUUUCAUAUUGAUGCUCUCAUUGUUGUUUUGGAAACGUAAAUACAGAAAGAAGUUUAUAAUAAAAAGCCUUGGACCAGCGGAAGACCUUGAAAAAGUUUUCAGUGGCGCUGAAGGAGAAAACAGCAUUUUUUCCCUGUGA
Molecule: messenger RNA, 1794 nt
Organism: Cariama cristata (Red-legged seriema)
Lineage: Eukaryota; Metazoa; Chordata; Aves; Cariamiformes; Cariamidae
Product: T-cell immunoglobulin and mucin domain-containing protein 4-like
Exons: 14
Coding region: 1-1794 (597 amino acids)
Source: RefSeq, a predicted model, not a curated record